GGGGUAAUAUCAUCGUCACAUGACUUGUGAUUAGUAAUCACAACCGUCAUAGGCAAGUGCAUUGUAGAAGUUAGUUUUAAUUGGAAUUAUCAUACUCUUUUGCUGCAACAGAUAUCCCGGAUGUACCUCUAGCAUGUACUUCUAACAUACCUCGAAGCUUGUGUGAACCACAUAGAAACACUGCAACAGACUCAUUAGCUCCAAUAUGUCACAAGCACCAGAACUUCCUGGAUACUAUUAUGGUAACUGCAUCGAACAUUCUGACAUUGAUCGGCCUUUGACUUACAGAAAAUACCCUAGAUAGUGAGAAGAAAAAGUAUUUCAAAAUACAGGCAAAUGCACCAUCAAGCUCCGCAUACUCCUCCCAAGAUGUCAAGAGACGCAAGAUUGACGACGAGGAUAACAAAGCCCAAUCCUUGAAAGUUCAACGGAAUGUUGGCCGUAUCAAAAGAGCAAGGAUUCUUGAAGCCCCUAUUUCUGGUGGCUUUUUAUCCAGAGAAUUCGGACAGCCUUGCUUGAACACUGUUGUCGCCUCCUCUUAUGCUCAGAAUCUCAUCAAAACAGGUGACACCGAUCACUGGGGAACUCCAAAUGAUUCACAACUUUUUGCCGUGAUACCCAAAGGCUCCAGUCCUUUCCUUUACUUUUCUAUGGGUACGUUAAAGUACUAUUCAUUGCCCCAAUUCGAAUUUGACAAUCAAAUGAUCUUUCAGGCUUGAAUGCUUCUUCAAAAUUCCAAUUCAGAUUUGGCAAUCAAUUGAUUCUUUAGGUUUGCCUAGAUGACCGUGGAUGCUAAGGAUCUUAUCUUAUUGUGUCAUUGAUUUUUUCCACCCCUUAGAGCUAUUUAUUCUACUUUCUUCAUGAUCUACUACUGACCAUUGCUAAGUUAUCAGUAAUAAUAUCAGGCACCUAUCAUUCGACUGCAGAAUGAAAACAAGCGAAGAACGAGUGACAAAUGUAUUCGAAAGUAAUGCCAGAGUCGGGAGAUAUGUUCCAAUUUUCCCUCCCCCUCGCUCGUAUGCUGCUGCGCCACGACUCACUUCCAGUAAGUAUAUUUAUUUAACCGCCAAGACUUCUUGAUUUUUGCAGCUUAUAUUCAAACUCUCUCUGUACCUUCAUCGAGCUCGUGCUAACCGACUUUCAGUCAGUGCCAACAAGACGAUUGGAUACCUUGCAACGACAUGGUUAAACGCACCUACAGAUAGGAGCAUCAUAAUUAGUCCUUGUCCUUUGACCCCUGACAAUAUAUGUAAGCCGUUUAGAACUUGUUUGUGCGAAGUAAAUUCGAUGGCAACUUUAUGCAUGAUACGAUUUCCUCUGCUCUACCAGACUUCUGUUGAUGCUAAUAUAAAUUGCAUGUGAAUAUAGCUAACAUGGUUUAAGAUGAUCUUCCUGUAAGAGCCGACAUACAUAUCGGUCCAGGGACCACGCGAGGUAAUGUGGAUAUACUUUCCUCGACUUCAGCACCACCAGGUUCACAAGAUGCAUUUGCCAUGUAAGUUAAUUUUUCCCUUUCUCAUUCCAGCCUUAGGCAUACUUCAGACAAGUCACAGAAAUUUGUACACUCAGGCGUCUAUGCCGUAUCUAAUCCUCACAAAACCAGCGGUGCGAGCAAAGGCAUUCUUCGAAUCGACAAAAAUCUCGACAUGUCCUGGAUUCGAAGCACCCCUACAGAAAAACCCCACCACAGUCAACCUAGAGAUGUAUUUGCACUGCAAUAUUGUCCAAACCACAAGGAUAUUCUCCUGGCUGGUGAACGACGCGGGAUCCUCAGCAUUCUAGAUCUCCGAACCCCUCAAUUUGGGCCCCCGGCAGAAAAGAUCCAACACACAAGCUGUAUCACGCACAUCAAAUCACUGGAUACUCAUCGCGUGCUCGUCGCAGGCUGCGCAUCCGAUCUCCAUCAAUACGACAGACGAUUCACCAAACCGAACACCCAACAUACACCAAGAACCAACACUCCAAACACCACCUCCCCCACAACACCCUAUCUAACCUACCCAGAAUACCGCAACAAAGGCCGUAUAGACAUCGGAAUAGACGUAGACCUCGAACUCGGCCUCGUUGCCGCAGCAGCAGCAGACAAAGAACCAAGAAUCAAGCUCUUUUCCCUACACGGAGGACAAGUGCUAGGUGAUGUUAAUAUUCCCGUCAUCCGAGAUCUGAAUUGUUUCAAAUUUGUUCAGGAUACGGAGAAUGGGCCUAAAAGUAUCUGGGCGGCGUGUUCAGAUAAAGUUGUGAGAUUCUCCUUUGAGGGGGAAUAUACAUAAUCAAUCCAAUUGACUUUCUGGGAACCUUUGCGGCUUCCACCGACUUAUACCCAACACUCUAGGACGACAUUUAUUGUCCGUUGAUUGUUUGUUCACCCAUUUAUCCAUUAUAAUAGGAACAGCACGAAGAGUAGAAAUAAAAAAUUACUCGCCCAUAUCGAGCGUAGAAUUCAGAUUGCACGGACAAAUGGCAGACAUGAGAGAGAUUAUGGCAA
Sclerotinia trifoliorum is the source of this 2485-nucleotide messenger RNA. The record is from the annotation of a GenBank genome assembly. Lineage: Eukaryota; Fungi; Ascomycota; Leotiomycetes; Helotiales; Sclerotiniaceae.